This is a messenger RNA of Rodentolepis nana, 1164 nucleotides long. NCBI's taxonomy places the organism in Eukaryota, Metazoa, Platyhelminthes, Cestoda, Cyclophyllidea, Hymenolepididae. The record is from the annotation of a GenBank genome assembly.
AUGCCUUCGGAGAGUACCAACAGGAAUUAUGAGCGAAAUCGAGAGAGCAGAGGACGAAGACGUCGAUUUAAAGGAGCACCAUUCGAAUCAACCCAUGAAACUGUGGCUAAAACUCCCUCCAAUGUACGAAGAUCACGAAUUGAUAUGCCUACUCGCAGUGCUAAGAGCAUGAGCAAUCUAUCCUCUAUCGAUAACGAAGUCACUACUGAUCAAGGAAACAGUUCAAAUCAGAAUACCUCACUCAUGCCUUUUACUCGAAUUAUCAAGUGGUAUAAACAUAUAUCCCAGACACGGGAAACUCCUCCCCAAAUGACCCAAGGAAAAGUUAUCCCUCUGGAGCGGAGGUUCUCGCCUCCAGCAAAUCAACAAACUGGUUAUGUUGGCAAAAAGCGGGAAUUCAUGGGGCCCCUUGGUUUGGGCGAAUUCGUGGAAUCUAUGGGGGGAGGUUUUGAUGAACCUGACCAGCCCAAUGUAUCUCCUCAAAUACAAGUGAAGUCACGAUCCCUGAUCGAUAUUUCCAUGACAAAUUUGUGGGGAGACGAGGAAGAAGAUUACGAUAUUGCAAAUGGUGGUGAUGUUGAAAAUAAUGAACAAGAGAACAGCUUGGAAAAGGAGAGAAGGGUAUCCUUUUCACAGUCAAAUCGUUCCAGCCUCUUGAACACAAUUUCUCGAUUAGUUCCACUUCCUCCAAUAGCGCCAAACUUGGUCCAAUUCUUGGAUAAUCCUUCAGUUUCUGGAAGUGUUUAUGAGAGCAUGGAAACAACCUUCUUCGGAAAUAAUGAAGAAAGAUGGAGUACACCGGCUUUUGUCAUUACUGCUUGCAAUCAGAUGCAAAAGGGUGACCUGUUUAAUAUUCAUUGCGUGUCAGAUUACUUGGCGGAAUUAAAACUUACGGUGAACUGGGCAAAGUCGGUGAAAUACCUCUGUGAAGGUGAAAUUCGUAAAUAUAAGUCGGCGGGACGGGGAAAACGUCAACGGCGUCUGACGCGGCAAGGUUCCACCAUGAAGUCUGAAAAUGAAGUGGAGUUGAAGGAACUUCAUUCCGACUUCAUCAACUUCUUGGACUCGUAUGAAAUUUUCGUGAGUCAAAUGAAAGAAGAACAUCGUGGAACGGCUAUUAGUGCAAUUUUAAUCGCAGGCCAUAAUGAGCGACUUGUAACGUAA